Cucumis melo (muskmelon) is the source of this 1442-nucleotide messenger RNA. RefSeq lists its product as uncharacterized. The coding region runs from base 581 to 1390 and encodes 269 amino acids. The transcript has 2 exons. NCBI's taxonomy places the organism in Eukaryota, Viridiplantae, Streptophyta, Magnoliopsida, Cucurbitales, Cucurbitaceae. The record is from RefSeq and is a predicted model, not a curated record.
AUUGUGUUAGGGAUGAUUAUGUUUAUCAUAGACUUAACGCGAUGGUAAUGUGUAUCUUCAUCCUUAUUUCUCUCCCACUUUGUUGCAUUUUAAUUGUGGUAGAGAAAUAUAUGGACUACGUUUCUGUGAUUUUUCUUUCUGUCUAUUAUAAAUGUCCAUCCAAAUUUGUCAGGGGAGAAAUAACACAACCAAGCUAAAAGCUAAAUCUGCAGAUGUUGGAUAUGAAUUAUGAUUCAUAUCCAGCACUAUAGACGUAGCCUUAUCGAUGCUCUCAGUUUUGAUUUUUGCUUUUGUUUUCUUUAUUCUAAAGGGAAUCUAUAAAGGAAGGGAGAGUCAAUAAUUUACUGUGAAAGUGACAGACAUGAUAGGAAGAAAAUGAGAUUUCUUAAAUUAUAAAACUGAAAAAUGUUCUUUUGUUUUGGAUUCUAAAGAAGCCUCGAUCUUAGAGACCACCACAAAAAAGAAAAAAAAAUGAGACACAAAAGUAGAUUCUCCAUUAUCAUCACUCUGUAUUCAAACAUAUCUUUUAAACUUCACCCGUUUGACAAAUCAAACCAGAAAGAACAAAGAAAACAAUAAAAUGCAGAAAUUUCUGAGUUUUCAUCUUCUACAGUCCUUUCUGUUCCUGAAUUUCUGCUUAGGUUCUUCCAUUUCUAAGGAAAAUGACCCAACUUCUUGUGGUAAAUUCCAACUUCAACCCCCUUUCCUGAGUUCUUCUAAUCUAAAUGGGCCCUUCCCAUUAAACCAUAUGAUUCUCUGCAGAUCUCAAAAACUGUAUUUCAGAACUUCAAUUGGCGUUUUCCCCAUCUCCAAAAUUGAUUACACCACAAAAACUCUCAUAAUCUCCAAUUUUCUUUCUUCUUCACACCAUUUUGUUUCCCCUUCCCUUUUAUCCUCAGGGCUUCCUUCACCACCACACCUUAUCAACUCACUACUCCUCUUCAACUGCUCUAACCCAACAAAACCCAUCACUGAAUCUGCCCACAACUGCCCAAAAAUUGUAGCUUUACAAAACCAAGAUGAAGAACAAAUAUCCCAAAAAGUUUCUUGUUUGAUCUUUGAGGAUCUUGGAAAGCUUCAGGAGAGCUUCCAUCCAAAUGACUUGAAAUGCUCCCAUUUCAGAAGGGUUUACAGAAACUCCUCAGAUGUUGAACUUAAAAAUGGAUAUAAAUUGGGAACUUCAAUCUCCUUUGACAUUCCUGAUCAUGUUCCUAAUCUGUGUCAUGAGUGUGAGAAGCCUGAUGGGCAUUGUGGAGUGGGUUUAAGAUGCAUAUGCCACGUUCUUGAGUGCAAAGAUAAGGUGUUUUCUAAGGGUGGAAUUGUCAGACCUGGUGGUAAAAUUCUCAUUUCUUUGAUGGCUGUUUUUGUGGUGAUCAUUAUUUCUAUGUAAUGCAUGUUACCUCUUCUCAUUCAAUGAUAUACAUGAAAUCUAACUUGGUUUA